Aspergillus ibericus CBS 121593 is the source of this 1572-nucleotide messenger RNA. RefSeq lists its product as uncharacterized. The coding region runs from base 272 to 1324 and encodes 350 amino acids. The transcript has 5 exons. Lineage: Eukaryota; Fungi; Ascomycota; Eurotiomycetes; Eurotiales; Aspergillaceae. The record is from RefSeq and is a predicted model, not a curated record.
CAGAUUGAAAAUCAGCUCGUGGAUCCAUCACCGCCGCGGCCCCCACGUUGCCAGCGCUGAUCCGUCUCGUUGGCUGCCUCCUGGCUGCAUUCUGAAACUACGAUCCAAAAGGCCCGAGAAUCGUCGCGCGCGAUCACCAUACAUUCCUUGGCGGUUUCCACUCGGAUCGUGGUUGCGCUCCACUACGGACGCCAUAGCUUAGACAGCGUCCUGCGAAAACCUGCUCCAGCUGUCGGUAUCAGGCGCUAAGGUCGACGGGGUGAUAAAUAAAAUGGCGUCCUCCCAGCCGGUCGCGCCGGGCAGGCACUCUCGUGGCCUCAGUUUCAAGUCGGACCGUUCCCAACAGUCCAGCAGUUCCAGCAAAAAGAUUCAGAUCUCGGAAACCGCCGAAGAGAAACACCGCCGCCAACUACAUUCCAAAGCCGAUCCCUCGGUUGCUAUGAAUGAAGCGCAACCUAAUUUGGUUGCUCUCGAGCAAUCGACGCUGGGUUCAUUGAGAACCAUGCAGCAUAAAGACCAGUAUGGAAACAUUAUCACCGAUCCCGAUCUCUCUAAUCCCACGCGCCCGCGGUUUGAGCGUCCGCUCGAGACCAUCCGAUCCUUCGAGGCGGCAAUUUAUGGGACAUACAGCAGUAGACCUGCUUCGUAUGUAAGGACAGAGUCAACUCCGGCGACUCCGGGGCCAGACCGCAGUCGACGAGGAAGCUAUUAUGGAGCUUCCAACGGCCAUUCCCACCGGGGUCAUUACGACCAGAGCGGUCAUCACAAUGGCCGCGGGGCCUACUCGCGACCGGACAGCUAUGUCGAGAACGGCGGCGACCAGCCUGAGAACUAUUACCCGUACAAUCAGGGCGGCGGCCGACCGCGACCACGCCACCACGCACGGAUGAAUACCGACCAGAGCGGCUAUUCACAGCAUGGCUAUCACAAAUCGUAUGACAACAUGACCGCAGCGUCUGGCUCGGGCUCUGGCAGCAACACCGACGCGUACGGCAACUCGACCGACCCCAGCUCUGUGAACAGCUCCAUCGAUCAGCUGCAGCAACAGCAGCAACAACAGCAGCAGAUUGCCGAAAGCUACGGGUUCCAAGGAUUUGGCGGUGGACCGAACCUGGACAACCAAGCUGGCGCUGGGGGCCGGAUCAACUUUGGCAGCAAGCCUCCAGCACCAGCUGAUCCCAAUGCUGGGGGGCCUGUGGGCGGCGGUGCCGCCGCGGCCGCCGCAGCCAACCGCCGCCAUCUGCGCAAGGCCACGAACGAUUCGGACAUGAGCAACAACUCCAAGCGGAAGAGCUGGUUCAAGCGACGAUUCAGCAAGGAGUAAUCUAUUGAGCCGGCCUCUCACCUGUUUUAUGACACUUCUCCUUCGAUGCGUGUUUUCUGAUCCGAUAUGUAUGGGUGUACUACCUCCACGGCGUUCAUGUUCUUUUCGAGCACAGCACUGGGCAUGCGGGACGGACUGUGUCAGGUUUGGAUUCCUUUUCUCUUGCGUCUUUGCAUGCGGUUGACGAGACCAUGAUACAUGGAAUGUUUGCUCUCCUUCCUCUUCUUCUUUCGCGCCAUGACCUUCCA